UAGGUGUUUAAGCUCCCAUUUCAGAAAGCUAAGGCUGUACUUGCUUAUAUGUAGGUUGUCUAGUGACAUCUGAGAUGCCAUAGGGUAUCCAGGGCACCUGGACGGCACUGACACAAGACCGAUGGAAAAUCCAAACCCUUCUGUAGUGUAAUCUGCAGGCAGGAUGUGCAGGGACAUCUCUGGUGGCAUUAGAAGCUCAUGCAGCUGAAUCUCAUCUCUGGUAAAUUAAGCCUGAGGAGUGUGAUGCAGCGGCCACUGAAUAUUUUCUGUGGGGUGAGUUUGAUCAGGUGCCACAGUCUGAUUAGAGCACCAUGAACUGUUAAUAGACAUUUAAAACUGAAUUGCUGAAUUCACUUGUCCACAAUUCUGGGUAUUGUAAGGAAUCCCAGAUAUCCAUGGGGGCUUGGUUAAUGUGACUUGGAAUGUGCAGCAGACCUGUGUUAUCUUAGAACAGCAGCUUGAAGGCACAAGAGGGUAUUCCAGGGCACCUCAAGAGGCAUUCAGCAGUCUGAUGCCUGAACCUACAAAGAAUUCCUAGAGGUCUAGAAUGCUGAAGAGAGCAGCUUUCCUUCUAGUGUCAGUGUCAUAAUUGCCUAGGUACUUAAUUCUGGUUAUCUGUUGGAGAAAGUUGUCUUGGGAUAUUCUUCAAGUGGGGUAUUUCAAUACCCUUAAUCAUUGUCUGGAGGCAGAGUUUUGCUCUCUUGCUGUGGCACCUGAAGAAGUACUCACAAAUACUGAGAGAGGCAAAGCCACAGAAAAGUUCAUUGCUUUGGUGGAUCAAAGGGAGCAGAAAGACACGUGAUGAUCAUGAGGGAAUUAGACAGCCCUGAGAUCACAUGGCACCACAUGUGGGGCCAGCCAGGGAAAUGAGCUGGCAGAGCUGUGUUACCACCAGACUGCAGCACAAUCCUGGUCCCACAGCAUGUCUGCCUGCUCCUUCCCCUCCACCUUCACUGCUGCCUCAUCCAGCCUAAAAAUAUGUAAAUGGGGUAAAAAGAAAAAAGUUUGAAAAGUCACAGUAAACUGAGAAAAUAUGAUAACGGAAAACAUUCAACAGGACAUUGCUGAGACAUUAACAUCAUUCUUUCUCUUUUCUUGUUAGUUUUAUUUUAAAACAAUAAAUAAGUAGCAUAAAAUAUUUCACUUUAAUAAUAGUAAAAAUGCUAUACAAAGGGGGGAAAAUGGCAUUCCUGCUAUAAAAAUGUUAAGGAAUUAAGUAGUGUAUAUUGUAGAAUCCAGAAAUUCAACAACCCUACAGCUUGGAUUUUACCUUAUUUGUUAUAACAAGCAUGUGUACAAAAAAACAUUCCUAAAAUCUAGCACCACUGCAGCAAGAAACUUUUCUCAUCUGUUAGCACUACAACUUACAUGAUUCUAAAUUUAAGGAGAUUAUGAGAAUGUAACAUUUCUAAAAUUAAUUAUGCAAAGCAUUUCCACAGCUUGAGAUUGCGACAAGGAUCCAGUUAAAACUGUUCUUGGUUUGUGAUGGGAAAGAACUGCCUUAUCUAGGUGAUCAGGUCUACUGUAACUUUCAGACCUGUAAGCUGUGGGUAAAGAUAGGUAUGAUGUAGAUACUUAAACAUCAGUUAAGUAUGUUUUCAUUAUUAAAAUGUAUAGUUUAAAGAAACAAACAAAAAAGAAGGAUUAGAAAAUAAUUACUUCUUCUGUGAAUGCCAUCUCACAGAUCAAUAUGUUCAUUUUUUCCCAUAACUUCUGGAAGACCCUUUGUCAUGCCCUAGGGGACGCUAUGAUUGAAAAGAAUUAGAAUCAAACAAAAAAACCAAAAAAAUCCCUACAAAAUGGUUAUUUCAGCUACAGAUCUUCUCAGUAUCUUUUUCUGCUUUCAGUAGAGACUCACUUCCUCCACACAUGAAUUGCUUUUAAUAUAUCACUGAAAAUGUUAAAGAGAAGUAAAGGAAGAUGAAUCUUUGGCUAACCUAAAGAAUCUAUACAUUUAGGGUUUAAGACCUUGACCUGCACGUUAGCUACCUAAAGCAUUAUUUACACGGCAUCAUUCAGGAUGCCUUGCAUCAGCUGCUUCUUCCUAGUCCUGAAGACACUUUAAUAUUUCAGGAAUAUUCAUUUAAGGUUCUUGGAAGUGUCAAGAGCUUCUGUGCAUGACCAGACCUGCCUGCCUCCAGCAUCUCAAACCCUCUCAGUUUAUGACAGAUCAUGUGGAAAACCAAGAGCAUCCUUCUGUUUAAUUACUUGUAGGGGCUUCAUUUACAAAGAAACAUGAGUUAAAAAUACACAUUUUUGGAAGAAAAUAAGCCCCCAGUAAUAGCAGAGUUUGCCUAAGCAUGACAAGGAUUCCUAAGUAUUAGACAACUCAGCUGGAAGAUGAGAACUGGAUAACCCCCAGUGAAGGGGCUCGACUCCCUCUUGGAGAGGUGCCUCUCAGAGGCAGGUAGCCAGCGUUUAGACAUUUGUUACCUUCAGAGCAUGUCUGGAUUAGAAAUGCCUGGAGAAUAUAAUUCCACACAACCUGUGAAAUACUCCCAGUGUCUUAACCAAGCUUAAGGCAAGGUAAAACAAGCUCAAGAGUUGCUAAGGACUAAAAGCCACAGCUACAAAUGAAAGAAGAAGCAUCACCAGGAACGAAACCAUCUCUAUUAUGCUGAGUCCACUACAUAUUUGCUUCAUUAAAUGAAGCACUUAGGGAAGUCCCUGAAACAAGAGUUUCCUAGAAGUCUUUAAUUAUUCCGAAAGCUUCAGACUUGCUGAAGGGAAGGACACAUUUUGUGUGGUGCUCUUUUAGCCACUUACCUGAUUUGAGUUUCUACAGUGACCAGCAGCGAAGGAAAAAUAUUAGAUCAUGUCGGAGUUCUGGCUAAUUUCUGCCCCAGGAGACAAAACAAAUCUGCAGGCAUGGGAGAGAAUGAACACUGUGACAUCUAAAUCAAACUUGUCCAGCAAUAGUAAAUUCCAUAUUCCAGACUUAAAGGUGGGGACACUGGAUGCUCUUGUUGGUCUGUCAGAUGAGUUGGGAAAACUUGAUACCUUUGCUGAAAGUGUAAUAAAGAAAAUAGCCCAGUACAUAGGAGAAGUUAUGGAGGACUCAAAAGACAAAGUCCAGGAAAAUCUUCUGGCCAAUGGAGUUGACCUCAUUAGCUACCUGACACGGUUUGAGUGGGACAUGGCCAAAUACCCCAUAAAGCAGCCACUGAAGAAUAUAUCAGAAGCAUUAUCAAAGCAAGUGACUCAAAUAGAAGCAGACCUGAAGACUCGAUCAGCUGCGUACAACAACAUUAAAGGAAAUUUGCAAAGCCUGGAGAAGAAAACGAUGGGAAAUCUUCUGACCCGGACCCUGGCAGACAUUGUGCACAAAGAAGACUUUGUUCUCAACUCUGAGUAUCUUAUCACGCUGCUCGUCGUGGUGCCAAAGUCAAGCUAUGUACAGUGGCAGAAGACCUAUGAAUCACUCUCAGAUAUGGUAGUACCUCGCUCCACCAAAAUGAUUGCUGAGGAUGCAGAGGGAGGACUCUUCACUGUGACCCUAUUUAGAAAAGUGAUGGAUGACUUUAAGGCUAAAGCCAGGGAGAACAGGUUCAUGGUUCGAGAAUUUUAUUAUGAUGAGAAGGAACUGAAAUGUGAAAAGGAAGAGCUGAUGAAAUUAGCUUCUGACAAGAAGCAACAAUAUGGCCCCUUACUGCGCUGGCUGAAGGUGAACUUCAGUGAAGCAUUUGUGGCUUGGAUUCACGUGAAAGCCUUGAGAGUUUUUGUUGAAUCUGUCCUCAGGUAUGGCCUCCCUGUGAAUUUCCAAGCAAUGCUGCUGCAGCCAAACAGGAAGUCUGUGAAGCGCCUGAGAGACGUCCUGAACGUGGUCUUCAAACACCUGGAUGAAGUUGCAGCAGCAAGUAUAAUGGAUCCUGGCGUGGACAUCCCUGGGUUACAACUGAACAAUCAAGAAUACUAUCCUUAUGUCUAUUUCAAGAUUGACCUCAGUCUUCUUGACUGCAGUUAAAGAAGAAUUGCUCAAGCUUCAUCUAUUAAGUUUCAAGACUGUCAUGUUACUGUAAAACAAUCUUUAGCUGCUGAAAGUCAAAUUAAAAUGCAACUACUGUAGCAGGAUGAGCUUCCUACCACUUCUAGUAAUUUUUAGUGACUACAGUAAAAGUUAUCUCUUAUUCAUAGUUUUACAAAAACAUAUUUCAGAGGCAGAGGUACUAUGGUAGUAUUUAUUUUUUGGUAAAUUACAAAGAUGGAAUAUCUACUGGACUUGAAAUAAAACAAAUUAAAAAGUAUGGUGGCUAACGGAUCUACUAGGUGUAUACAGUCCUCUUUUUCUAACAAAGCAAACUUAAAAAAAUCCAAACA
Zonotrichia albicollis (white-throated sparrow) is the source of this 4317-nucleotide messenger RNA. RefSeq names its product ATPase H+ transporting V1 subunit C2 (gene ATP6V1C2). Gene Ontology annotation, biological process: proton transmembrane transport. Gene Ontology annotation, molecular function: proton-transporting ATPase activity, rotational mechanism. The record is from RefSeq and is a predicted model, not a curated record. Gene Ontology annotation, cellular component: vacuolar proton-transporting V-type ATPase, V1 domain; lysosomal membrane. Lineage: Eukaryota; Metazoa; Chordata; Aves; Passeriformes; Passerellidae.